This is a messenger RNA of Leptosia nina, 1140 nucleotides long. The record is from the annotation of a GenBank genome assembly. Lineage: Eukaryota; Metazoa; Arthropoda; Insecta; Lepidoptera; Pieridae.
AUGAAGUCUGGAGUGUCAUUCAUUAGUGCUUUUUGGGAAGAUCGCAAGAGAACAAUGUUUUAUAAAGUAAUUGUAUUGAGCUGGGGCUUAGCUUGUGUCUUUGCGGCUCCUCCCGUGGACGUGGUUCCUCUUGAGAAGCAACAGCCAACAGUUAUUCCGAUAGUCUCGCAAUCUGAUGAAUUGGAGCCCAACGGAACGUAUCAUUUUAGCUAUGAAACCGGAAACGGAAUUAAGCGCGAAGAAAUAGCUUACGAGAAGGUCGUACCAAAAGCUCAGGGUCGCUCCGACAGCAACGAGGGUGGGGAAAGUGACGAGAGUGAUGAGAUCCACGUGCAGCAAGGCUCCUACUCGUACACUGGUCCAGAUGGAAUAGUAUACACUGUGAGGUAUAUCGCAGAUGAAAAUGGUUUUCAGCCAAUCGGUGACCAUUUACCCCGAGUACCAGGAGUAUCAAGCUCCAGCUCUGCUGAAAAAUCGGGUCGCGCACUUAAAGAUAGCGUAGAAUCUGCUUCAUCACCACAGCAAGUUGAGACAAAAGUUGCUGCCCCAGUUCUACCAAAUGCACCUGAAAAGCCAGUGGAACAACCAGCAAGUCCUGUUGAAGUAGCAAAACCCGAAGAAGCAGAGGUUCCAAGUGAAGUUGAAGCAAAGUCUGCACCGGAAUCUGAAAGCGCACCAGCAGAAGAGCCCAUGUCAUCCACUGAAGCUGUUUCAGAAAGUUCAGCAAGUAAGCCAGCUGCUUCACCUACAACAUCGUCGGUAGAAGAUGCCCAGUCUAUCGUAGAAGAUGCCCAGUCUACCGUAGCAGAUGUAAGCACUACGGAAUCAAGUUCAGCAACCACAGAAAGUGAGGUUGUUUCUAGUACAGCCGCUGUAGAAAAGGAGACUGAGGCACCUGUUUCUUCUGCGGUAACUGAACAGGUAACAGAGGGAAGUGGAGAACAGCCUACCAGUACAGCUUCUGUGCUUGAAGAAUUAUCUACAAGCGCCCCUGAAGCGGAAACCUCUACAGCAAUAAUUAGCGACGAACAACCAAACUCAACAGAAGCAGCUAGUAGCGUUGCUCCAGAACAGCAAUCAACAACAGAAAGUGGAGUUAUAGAAUCCUCAACAGCAGAUGUUUCUACUGCAUCUGCCUAA